This is a messenger RNA of Ixodes scapularis (black-legged tick), 1680 nucleotides long. Its product is annotated as sodium-coupled monocarboxylate transporter 1. NCBI's taxonomy places the organism in Eukaryota, Metazoa, Arthropoda, Arachnida, Ixodida, Ixodidae. Gene Ontology annotation, molecular function: symporter activity. Gene Ontology annotation, cellular component: membrane. The transcript is spliced from 15 exons. The record is from RefSeq and is a predicted model, not a curated record. Gene Ontology annotation, biological process: sodium ion transport; transmembrane transport. The coding region runs from base 1 to 1680 and encodes 559 amino acids.
AUGGCUGUGUCCUCAUUCGGUUUGUUGGACUAUCUGGUUCUGGUCGGGUUCCUUGUGCUGUCUUCGGCCAUAGGCAUCUACUUUGCCUGGACCGAUCGGGCCGAGCAGUCUAACCGGACGUUUCUCACGGCUAAUAAGCAACUAGGCUGGCUUCCAGUCUCACUGUCUCUGAUGGCCAGCUUCUUGUCGUCUAACAACAUCUUAGGGUUUCCCGCUGAAGUGUUUGUGCACGGCACUACGCUCUGGGUGGGAGCUGUGAGUUCCAGCGUUGCAAUUCUACUAGCCACAUUUGCCUUUCUGCCAAUCUAUUACGAAAUGGAUGUCACAAGCAUCAAUGAGUACCUCGAGAGAAGAUUUAAGUCGACUGCAGUCCGAAAACUGGCGUCUUUUCUGUUCCUCCUCGAAACGCUAAUGUACCUGGGUGUUGUGCUUUACGGUCCAUCCCUUGCCCUCGGAUCCGUCACCGGAAUCCCUGUCUGGUCGUCCAUUCUGUUCAAUGGCCUGGUGUGCACUUUCUACACUGCCAUUGGAGGCAUCAAGGCGGUCGUCUGGACGGAUGUGGUGCAAAUGAUUCUGAUGUAUUCUGGUUACGUCAUGGUUAUUAUAUCGGGACUUCACCACCUUGGAGGCUUCACGAAUAUGUGGAAUCUUGCCGAAGAAGGUGGCAGAAUCAUCUUUUUGAACCUCAGCCCCAGCGUGUUUGAAACGUACACGACCUGGAACGUGCUUCUGGGUUUGAUUGUGCUCUGGAUGUCAGCUUACUGCGCGACCCAGACACAGGUUCAGCGAUACACAAGCAUCGGUUCCCUGCGCGGCGCAAGGAAGGCACUACUACUCAACAUUCCGGGUGUGGCACUUUUGCUUCUGCUCUCGGUCCUGUCAGGGCUGAUUCUAUUCGCUGUGUACGGCAAGUGCGAUCCGAGACUCAAGGGAGAUAUUACAAAGGCGGAUCAGCUGAUGCCGUACAUCGUUCAAGACCUUCUUGGGGAUUAUCCAGGCCUCUGUGGAGUUCUGGUGGCUGCAGUUUACAGCGGUUGUCUCAGCUCGCUGUCGUCUGGGUUCAAUGCUAUGGCUGCGGUCACGUGGGACGACUUUAUUCGGCCAUGUGUAAGGUUACCUGAGAAACGGACUGUGCUUCUCACCAAGUGCAUCGCUGCUGGCUAUGGCCUCCUCUCUAUUGCUAUUGCCUUCGUAUCCGGAACGUUCAAGUCCCUUGUUCAGGCCGGCAACAGUCUCGUCGGUGCCAUGGCGGGACCCCUCUUCAGCGUCUUCCUUCUGGGCUUUUUCUUUCCCUGCUGCAAAAAGAAGGGGGUGCUGGCUGGCAUGAUCACUGGCAUCGCGGUAUCCAUAUGGUUCACAGUGGGCUCAUCCCUGCACCCCAAACACAACAACUUCUUACCCACGUCGACGACUGGUUGCACGAAGUUUAACGAGAGCAUCAGCCUGGGAUCCUUUGACGGACCACAAGCGCCAAGCGGCAUCCUGAUGUUCUACCACAUCUCGUUCGUGUGGACAAGUGUUAUUGGAUUCGUGGCAACACUUCCCGUGGCACUGCUCGUCAGCCUUAUUUUCGAGCGAAACGACGAACAGUCUGUGGAUCCCAGAUACGUGUGUUCAUUUUCACGGAAGUUCAUGAAGAACGGAUCCAAGCCAGAUAAAUUAAAUCUCAAGGUAUCGUGA